Zalophus californianus (California sea lion) is the source of this 2144-nucleotide messenger RNA. Its product is annotated as steroid 21-hydroxylase. The record is from RefSeq and is a predicted model, not a curated record. Bases 37 to 1716 code for a protein of 559 amino acids. NCBI's taxonomy places the organism in Eukaryota, Metazoa, Chordata, Mammalia, Carnivora, Otariidae. Gene Ontology annotation, molecular function: steroid 17-alpha-monooxygenase activity; iron ion binding; heme binding. The transcript is spliced from 9 exons. Gene Ontology annotation, biological process: progesterone metabolic process; hormone biosynthetic process.
AGUGGCCCAGCCAGGGCCUUGCCCGGGGCUCUGGCCAUGCUCCUCCUCGGGCUGCUGCUGCUGACCGUGCUGGCUGGCGCCCGCCUGCUGUGGAACAAGUGGAAGCUCCGCAGCCUCCACCUCCCGCCUCUUGUGCCCGGCUUCCUGCACCUGCUGCGGCCCAACCUUCCCCUCUACCUGCUGGGUCUGACCCAGAAACUGGGGCCCGUCUACAGGCUCCGCCUGGGGCUGCGAGAUGUGGUGGUGCUGAACUCCAAGAGGACCAUCGAGGAAGCCAUGAUCAGGAAAUGGGUGGACUUUGCCGGCAGACCCCAGACAGCGUCCUAUAAGCUGGUGUCUCAGCACUACCAGGACCUCUCCCUCGGGGACUACUCCCUGCUCUGGAAGGCUCACAAGAAACUCACCCGCUCAGCUCUGCUGCUGGGCCUCCUUGACUCCACGGAGGGGCUGGUGGAGCAGCUGACCCAGGAGUUCUGUGAGCGCAUGAGAGUCCAGGCCGGCACCCCUGUGGCCAUCCAGAAGGAGUUCUCUUUCCUCACCUGCACCAUCAUCUGUCACCUCACCUUUGGAGACCAGGAGGACACCUUAGUACAUGCCUUUCAUGACUGUGUCCAGGACUUGAUGAAAACCUGGGAGCAUUGGUCCGUCCAAAUUUUGGACAUCGUUCCCUUUCUCAGGUUCUUCCCCAACCCAGGCCUCCGCAGGCUGAAGCAGGCCUUGGAGAACAGGGACCACAUGGUAGAGAAGCAGCUGAGGCAGCACAAGGUGGGAAGGGAGAGCAUGGUGGCAGGCCAGUGGAGGGACAUGACUGACUAUAUGCUCCAAAGAGUGGGGAAGCCAAGAGCAGGGGAGGGCCAUGGACAGCUCCUCGAAGGACACGUGCAUAUGUCUGUGGUGGACCUGUUCAUUGGUGGCACUGAGACCACGGCGACCACCCUCUCCUGGGCCGUGGCCUUCUUGCUUCACCACCCUGAGAUUCAGCAGCGACUGCAGGAAGAGCUGGAUCGUGAGCUGGGCCCUGGAGCGUCAGGCUCCCGAGUCCCAUACAGAGACCCCACACGGCUGCCCUUGCUCACGGCCACCAUUGCCGAGGUGCUGCGCCUGCGGCCCGUAGUGCCCCUGGCCUUGCCGCACCGUGCCACGCGGCCUAGCAGCAUCUUGGGCUACGACAUCCCCGAGGGCACGGUUGUCAUCCCCAACCUGCAAGGCGCCCACUUAGACGAGACGGUCUGGGAGCGGCCACACGAGUUCCGGCCGGGUGCGUGGCGGGGAGGGCGCCUGCGGCGUGGGGGCGCCAGAGGCCGGUCCCUGCGGCUACAGAACCCCGGGUUCUGUCCUUGUGCCCACAGAUCGCUUCCUGGCCCCCGGCACCCGCCCCAGAGUGCUGGCCUUCGGCUGCGGGGCCCGCGUGUGCCUGGGGGAGCCACUGGCGCGCCUGGAGCUGCGCGUGGUGCUGGCGCAGCUGCUGCGGGCCUUCACGCUGCUGCCGCCCGCCGGCGCCCUGCCCUCCCUGCAGCCCCGGCCCCGCGGCGGCGUCAACCUCACCGUGCGGCCUUUCCAGGUGCGGCUGCAGCCCCGGGGCGCAGGGGCCCGGGCGCUGGGCCAGCACCCGUGACGGGGCGGGAUGCACGCCGGCCGCACGCAUGCCUCAGUUUCCCCUUUUAUUACUCCCCGUACAAACCCCUGCCCUCCCCCCCUGUAAACAUGGUGCUGUGAGAUCGCAGAUGGAGAAGGCUCCCUCCGGUGGCUGGACGGUGACGGUGGCCCCGGGCUCUUCUCUGAGCGCGACCCCUCAGUGCUCGGCAGUCAUUCUGGGGCGCCCGAGAGGCGAGCGGCGGUCAGCCUCCCUGGGCUGCUGGGGGCCGGUAGCUUCUUGGCCUCAGCUUCAUUUCCGUGAAGGGCACAGAGAACUCGAAGCCCUUCCAGUAGUACCAGCUCACCCCCUGGGAGGAGAUGUCGAGACAGAGUCAAAGCCACACAUCCCAUCUGCUCCCACCCCUGCCCCUCUGGGGAGAUGGUUCCCAGAAAUCAACGUCUCUCCCACCCCCCACCGACUUCAUGAUCCUCAACUGCCAAGGCCUGAGGCUUCAUCUGAGCUGGCCCUUUACGUCCAAUAAAUUGUGCUCAUGUCUCCCUCAAGAUAA